This is a messenger RNA of Racocetra fulgida, 596 nucleotides long. Lineage: Eukaryota; Fungi; Glomeromycota; Glomeromycetes; Diversisporales; Gigasporaceae. The record is from the annotation of a GenBank genome assembly.
AAAAGGAAAAGACAUCAACAUUUGAUAAUUCAUCUACCGAGAACGUUAAUAUUGAAUCUGAUAACGACGAUGGUGUUAACGCUAAAACGGUAGAAAAUUUUGUAAACGUGAAGAAUCCCAAUGCGUUUACGCAAAGAGAAUUAGUUGCUCGUGCUUUUGCUAAUGACAACGUAAUCGAAGAAUUUGAAUCGGAAAAACUAGCUAUUAUCGAAGAAGAUAAGCCUAAAGAGCAAGACAUAACAUUACCUGGUUGGGGAACAUGGGGUGGUAAGGGAGUUAAACCACAAAAAAACAAGAAACCGAUAAUAGUCAAACCGUUACCAGGUGAAGGUAUUGAUACUAAAAAACGUCAAGAUGCAAAAUUAAAGCAUGUAAUUAUUAAUGAAAAAAGGAUUAAAAAGGCAAAGAAAUAUCUUUCUACGGAUAUUCCAUACCCAUUCGAGACUAGAGAACAAUACGAGCGUAGUUUACGUACUCCGAUAGGUAAAGAAUGGAAUACGCAUGAAGUAUUCCAAAAAAUGAUUACACCUAGAGUUAUCACAAAAAUGGGUGUUGUAAUUGAUCCUUUAAGUGCGCCUUUUAAAACCAACACCGAG